AUGUCCGAGCUGCGACGCAAUGUCCUCGAAGGACUCGAAGGCGUGGGAAACGCUACUGGUCUCUCGCUCACUACAGAGAAUGGCGAGCUACCUGAUUGGCUCAAGCGCGGAGCGGGCGUAUUCGAUGCUACGACCAACAUGGCCAAUUCCAUUCUGGGAGCAGGCAUCGUCGGUCUACCUUACUCAAUGAAGCAAAGUGGCUUUGUAGCAGGGGUAGUCGUAUUGGUAGGGAUAGCCAUGUUGACAGAUUGGACGAUUCGGUUGAUUAUCCUCAAUAGUAAGCUCAGUGGGAGGCAGACGUACAUUGAGAUUAUGGAGCAUUGCUUUGGAAGACCGGGAAAGGCGGCAGUGAGCUUGUUUCAGCUGGCAUUUGCCUAUGGUGGAAUGUGCGCUUUUUGCGUGGUGAUAGGGGACACCAUCCCGCACGUCCUCUCCUCCGUCUUCCCCUCCUUGGCACCAGGAGCAUCAUCCUUCUCCUUUCUGGCGUCAAGGACAUUCGUCAUUAGCGCCUGCACAAUUCUUAUUAGCUACCCACUCUCGCUGUAUAGGGAUAUCGAGAAUCUAUCAAAGGCUAGUGCGGUGGCGCUCGUCAGUAUGGUCCUCAUUGUGGGGACAGUCAUGCUGAGGGGACCGGCUAUGCCUGCUGAGCUUAAGGGAGACCCAAGCCUGAGGUUCACAUUUGUGAAUCCCUCGAAUCUAGUCUCCUCCAUCUCAGUCAUCUCCUUUGCCUUUGUCUGCCACCACAAUUCCCUCCUGAUCUACGCCUCUCUCAAAGAACCCUCCAUGGACAAGUUCUCCAAAGUCACACACUACUCCACCGCCAUUGCCUGCGCUGCCCUCACAGCGAUGAGCGUCGCGGGAUACUGGACCUUUGAGGAGAAGACGCUCGGCAAUAUCUUGAACAACUUCCCAGAGAAUGAUACAAUGGUCAAUAUCGCCCGCUUGGCUUUUGGGAUCAAUAUGUUCACGACUUUUCCGUUGGAGGCAUUCGUGUGUAGAGAAGUGUUAGAGACGUACUUUUUCGCGUCUCAAUACACCCCACGGCUACACAUCAUCCUCACCACCUCCCUGGUAUUUUCCUCUCUAAUCGUCUCCCUCCUCACCUGCGACCUAGGCAUCGUCCUAGAACUCACCGGCGGUCUCUCCGCCACAGCCUUAGCCUUCAUCUUCCCCGCCGUCUGCUUCUUGAAGCUAGCAAAGGAAGGAGAAGGAAAAGCCUUGAAGCUCGGUGUUGGGAGGAGGAGAGGAGGAGGAGGAGGAGGAGGAGGCGGCGGCGCAAGAGGAGCAAAUGGGGCAGCAAGGACGGGACGCUAUCAGCCCCUCUCCACAAGCGCUGAAGGUGUCGAAGGCGAGGGGGACUCGCUCGCCGAUCUAGAAGACGCUGAAGGUCCACGGCGGCAACCGCAUUCCCACGCCCACGGCCGCUCGGGGAGCAACGCCUCCAUUGAAGGAGACUACCCGGACGGUCAAGGCGACGACUACGAAUACGAAGGCGAAGAAUCCAUUGCCAUUGCCGAUCUGGAGCUGCCAUUGCGGCCAGGCGCGCCCAUUCGCACUCGCAGCGCCUCCCUCUCCGGCGGGGGCGAAGCCUCCCAGAACGGCCUUCCCACCACCUCCUCCUCCUCCUCCUCUGCUGUGUACUGCUGGUGGACCUCUACCAAACCACUGGCGGUACUCUGUGCGGCCUUUGGGACACUCGUGCUGGCGAUUAGUGUAGUGCAGGCACUUUGGAAGCUUUUUACCGGUGAAGGGAGGGGAGAUGGAGCGGGCGGGACGUGCUGA
This is a messenger RNA of Microstroma glucosiphilum, 1782 nucleotides long. RefSeq lists its product as hypothetical. Gene Ontology annotation, biological process: amino acid transmembrane transport. Lineage: Eukaryota; Fungi; Basidiomycota; Exobasidiomycetes; Microstromatales; Microstromataceae. Gene Ontology annotation, cellular component: endoplasmic reticulum. Gene Ontology annotation, molecular function: amino acid transmembrane transporter activity. The transcript is spliced from 5 exons. The coding region runs from base 1 to 1782 and encodes 593 amino acids. The record is from RefSeq and is a predicted model, not a curated record.